This is a messenger RNA of Lindgomyces ingoldianus, 902 nucleotides long. RefSeq names its product ARF/SAR superfamily. Gene Ontology annotation, cellular component: cytoplasm; Golgi apparatus. Gene Ontology annotation, molecular function: GTP binding; GTPase activity. The transcript has 5 exons. Gene Ontology annotation, biological process: vesicle-mediated transport; intracellular protein transport. Bases 206 to 751 code for a protein of 181 amino acids. The record is from RefSeq and is a predicted model, not a curated record. Lineage: Eukaryota; Fungi; Ascomycota; Dothideomycetes; Pleosporales; Lindgomycetaceae.
GCAAAACGCAACCAAGCACACGACCCUUUUCCCUCUUGCACACGUGCAUUUCUCUUGCAUUCCUCUCCAAAUAUUUGAAGUUCGUAGAGUGUCACUAAAACACCUUGGCCCUCCCUUAAAGUCCUUCACACGCGGACCAUCCACGAGCGGUGAAGACCUCCGCACUCGCAUACCCCACAGACACGAGCGGAAUACGAAGGGCAGCAUGGGCGGCUUCACAUCGAAACUUUCGUCGCUUAUAUGGGGAAAGAAGGAGAUUCGAAUAUUGAUUCUGGGGCUGGACAACGCCGGCAAGACGACGCUGCUUUACAGACUCAAGAUCGGCGAAGUCGUGACUACAAUACCGACAAUAGGCUUCAAUGUGGAAUCGGUGACUUACAAGAACCUAAACUUCAACGUCUGGGACCUAGGGGGUCAAACCUCCAUCCGUCCGUACUGGCGCUGUUACUACGCAAACACCGCUGCCGUCAUCUUUGUCAUCGACUCCACUGAUAUCGACCGCCUUAACACUGCCUCCGAAGAACUCUCUGCAAUGCUAAACGAAGAAGAACUCCGCGACGCCGCGCUGCUCGUCUUCGCAAACAAGCAAGAUCAACCCGGAGCAAAGGGUGCAGGGGAGAUAUCAGAGGCAUUGAGGUUAGGCGAGCUGAAGGAUCGGAAUUGGAGUAUUGUGGCUUGCAGUGCGAUAGAUGGAAGAGGAGUAGACGAGGGUAUGGAUUGGUUGGUCCAAACGGUGAAUCAAGAUAACUAGACCACGACCCACGGCAUCGGGUGAAUAACACGGUUUUCAGAAUACCAGGAAGGCAUACGAAAUGCACGUCUGCGUAAAUUUCGGAACUCAGGGCGUAUAGUUGUGGCGGAAGGUAGAAGGGGCAUGUUCGUUCAAUACCAGCAUGGCGGGG